Notolabrus celidotus (New Zealand spotty) is the source of this 2129-nucleotide messenger RNA. Its product is annotated as transcription factor Adf-1-like. Gene Ontology annotation, molecular function: DNA binding. NCBI's taxonomy places the organism in Eukaryota, Metazoa, Chordata, Actinopteri, Labriformes, Labridae. Gene Ontology annotation, cellular component: nucleus; transcription regulator complex. The record is from RefSeq and is a predicted model, not a curated record. Bases 839 to 2026 code for a protein of 395 amino acids. The transcript has 2 exons. Gene Ontology annotation, biological process: regulation of transcription by RNA polymerase II.
UAUUUUUCGUAAAUUCUUGAGAAAUAGAGAGAUUUUUCAAACAUGGAACCUUUUUUUAUUUUUUUUUUUCAUAAAAACAAAUCAACAACAGAUACAUUUUUAUUUUAAAGUACAAAAUCAGAAAGCUUUUUACAUCCUUAAAUUUACAAGCUAUUUCAAGUUAAGAACCCCCUUUUUUUGGGAUCUUAUACCAUUCUGUCCUGCCAGGACACACUGCCCUCAGGAGAGUUGAAGAAAGUGCAGAACUUCUCCCUGAUGUUACAGGCCUCUCUAGAUGCCCUGUUUCCUCCCAUGCUGCGCACUGGUGUCAUCUUCUUUCCUGACUGCUCUCCAUCAUCCAGCAUCCUUUGGUUUUCGCUAGGGCAAAGCAGGAAGUUAUGCAAAAUACAUGCAGCCAACACGAGCGUGUCCACAUUUUUAGGAUGCAGGUUCACUCUGCGAUGCAGAAUUCUCCACCUCGAGGACAGAAUACCGAACGCAUUUUCCACUACCAUUCUUGCCCUUGAAAGUCUGUAGUUGAAGAUUCGUUUAUUGUGGCUGAGGUUCUGUCCUGGGUAAGGUCUCAUCAAAUAGGGUUUGAGAGGGAAAGCUGCAUCACCCACCAUGACAAAGGGUAGAUCACCCAGGUGAGCAGCACCAGGCAGAGGGGCACUGGUUGGCACAUCAAGUGUCCUUGUCUCCAUUCCUCUUCCUAAAUCAGAUCCAGCGUAAACCCCUCCAUCGCUGGUUCUCCCGAAGUCCCCCACUUGAAUGACCCUAAACCUGUAGUUUGCAUCCACCAGCGCCAACAGUACAAUAGAAAAUGUUUUCUUGUAAUUGAAGUACUGACUUCCAGACAAUGGAGGUGCCUGUAUAUGCACAUGCUUUCCGUCUAACGCCCCCAGGCAAUUUGGGAAGUUCCACUUGUUCAGGAAGCCUUCAGCCACCUCUCUCCAAGUAUCCGUUGUUGGCCUGGGGAGGAACCUCUGCAUCAUCAUCUUUUCAAUGGCUGCAGACACCAUGUGCACAGACUUCCGGACUGUUGCAUGUCCCAGUCGAUAGGCAAAAGCUAGGCUUACCAACGAGUCCCCAGAGGCCAAGUACCUGUAACAGACAAAAAAGAAAAAGAAGUUACAUUAUGAACCGUUUUAUUCAUAUUUUUCUUUUAUUUCUUUCAGUGGAAGUUUGCAAGGCCCGGUGGAAGACUCUUCGGGAUGCUUUUGUUAAAAGCAAAAAAAGAGGAAACAUGCCGAGUGGAUCUGCAGGUGGGAGUCAGAAGGAGUGGAAGUAUGCCGAAAUAAUGUCCUUCCUUUUGCCUCACAUCCAGCAAAGAAGUUCAAGGAGCAACUUGAAAAAUGUUCUUUUUGAAUCCGAGGGCAGAGAAAGAAGUGGCACACCUCAGUCCUUGGGAGAAUAUGAAGAACAAUCAAGUGCAUCUGGAGCACAACAAACAACUGCUGCUUCUCCAUCCCCUUCACCAUCUUUGACUUCCACCUCAAGGGACACAGACAUGCCCUCAAGAUCUCGAAGCCCCAGGGACAGGCCUUCAACAUCAGGAGCACAGGCAGCUAAAAAAGACACCCGUCAUAGCCACAGGCCUACAUCAGUAGACAUUGGUGAUAGGCUAAUUUCAAUUUUGGAGGAGCCUGUGCCAAAACCCCACAUGCCAGACAAUGAGCUUGAUGAGUCAUAUUAUUUUGCUCUGAGUCUGGUCCCAAUGCUGCACAGGCUUGACAAGGACCGCAGACAGGAGGCGAAGAUUGAAAUGUUAAGAACAUUACACAAUCUAUACAAAGGACAACAACAAGCCACCACCAUCCCCCAUACAGCAAGUUGGCAAACUAUUCAUGCUCCAACACAACAAUCGCAACCUCCCCCAACUAUCACUGGACACUCAAGUCAAGCCACCAGACCUGUGAGCUUCAGACCAGUUACCCACCCCCCCCAAUAUGCAAGACCAAUUGGGCAAUUUACACAGAUGCUCGCAAGCUCUGAUCCACAAUGGGAGGACCGAGGCACUGGGGGAGAUUUCUUUGAAGACCUUUAGAGAAACCCCCCCAAAAGGUGGACUUCUGUAAAUAAUAUCAGUGUUUCUUUUUUUUUUUAAUACUUUUUUUAAUCUAAUGUUUAUUUUUCUAUUUAAUUUUUUU